This is a messenger RNA of Lolium perenne, 354 nucleotides long. Its product is annotated as putative cysteine proteinase inhibitor 7. The record is from RefSeq and is a predicted model, not a curated record. Gene Ontology annotation, molecular function: cysteine-type endopeptidase inhibitor activity. Lineage: Eukaryota; Viridiplantae; Streptophyta; Magnoliopsida; Poales; Poaceae.
AUGAGAACCGCACUCCUCCUCGUCGCCAUUACCACUCUCAUCUAUGCUGCUGCAGUGCCCACCACGGCAAACCCCGAUGAUUGGUCCAAGAUUAAGAACAUCACCGACCCAUACAUGCAGGGGCUCAGCAAGUGGCUGGUGAUGGAGCACACCAAAAUGGGGGGCAAUGAUGGGCUCAAGUUUCAGAAGGUGCUAAGCGGCGAAUAUCAAAUUAGGAAUGGUGUAAGUUAUCGGCUUGUCAUCAUUGCCAUGAGACCAGGUGGCUCACAUGGCACAUACAAAGGAUGGUUACUAGAGGAAGUCCCGAGUAACCAGAACACAUGGAAGCUCGUAAAUUUCAGCCCUUUAGACUAG